Molecule: messenger RNA, 1331 nt
Organism: Paramecium pentaurelia
Lineage: Eukaryota; Ciliophora; Oligohymenophorea; Peniculida; Parameciidae
Source: the annotation of a GenBank genome assembly
AUGAAUACGGAUUAGCUCUGUUUUACUUGUAUUAGACCACAUACUUUUUUUUCUAAAACAUAUUACUUGAAAGUGAUGGAAGAUGAAGUUUGUAUAUCAGCUGUAAUCUUUUGAUUCUAAUAUAUUCAGUUUAACAAUUAUUAGAAUCCAAAAUAUCAAAUAGAACUUAAAUUAACGACAUAAAUUUUAUGGAAAAUGGGAAAGCAAUCAUUAAAAGCAUUUGGAAUAAUUUACCAGAAUAAAAUUAAAUAUUUUGAAGCAUAAUAGAUACAUCUCGAAUCCUUAAAAAUAGCUCUUGGUGGUAAAGUGAUUUAUAGGAACAUGGCAUCAUUUUAUUAACCAGUUGAAUUUAUAGGAGAAGGAUUGUCAGCAAAAGUAAUUAAUUUAUUAAUUAAGGUAUUCUAAAGUAUUGAUAAGAAGAGUAAAAAAGAAGUCGCUGUGAAAAUGAUAAAAUAAGAGUUUGGAAGAGAAGAUCAAGCCUUGGUAAGUAAACUAAAUUGAUAUAUAUUUUAGGAUAUAGUCAAAACUGAAGUGUCAAUACUAAUGUCAUUAAACCAUGAAAACAUUAUAAAAGUACUUGAAGUUUAUGAGAAUGAUCAAACUUUUUGGAUAGUUUAAGAAUUUGUUGCAGGAACUCCAUUAAGCGAGAUUUUAAAACAAAAACUUCCAACCAAUUAAAUAAAGGCAAUUAUGAUUGUAUGAUUAAAUAAAAUAAAGAUAGGGAUUAUUAAAAACAAUUAGCUAUUUACAAUCUAAGAAAAUUGUACAUAGAGAUAUUAAACCAGAGAAUAUUAUUAUAUAGAAAGAUAAUUCUAUAAAAGUGAUAGAUUUUGGAUUUGCUGCAAAUCUUAAGUUUGGAUCAGUUAGUAGUGUGUGUGGUACUCCAGGAUAUUAUGCUCCAGAAGUAUUGAGAUAAAAGGAAUCGAGUUUUAAUUCAGAUAUGUUUAGUGUUGGAGUUGUUUUAUUUAAUUUGUAAAGUAUUGUAAAUAACUAUUAGAAUAACUAAUCAACCAAUGUUAAAAUCAAAAAUGUAUAAUGCAUAAAAAUUUGUAGCUGAUGAAGAAGCAGCAGAUCUUUUGAAGAAAAUGUUAGAAGUGGAUCCAAACAAAAGAAUAACUGCUGCACAAGCUUUAGAUCAUCCUUAUUUAAAAGAUAAAAUGGAGAAAACAAAUUAUGAGAAAUAGGAUAGUUAAUUCCCAUCAGAAAAUCUAAUUUUACUAUAAUAGCAGUAGUUAAAUAAUCAAUAAUAAUAUCAGCAAAAGAAAAGCAAUUAAAGCUUAGAUGCUAAAACAAAUAAGUCUCUCAGAACUACAAAUAUUAUUGACUAAUGA